This is a messenger RNA of Hydractinia symbiolongicarpus, 1703 nucleotides long. Its product is annotated as G2/mitotic-specific cyclin-A-like. Gene Ontology annotation, biological process: mitotic cell cycle phase transition; regulation of cyclin-dependent protein serine/threonine kinase activity. Lineage: Eukaryota; Metazoa; Cnidaria; Hydrozoa; Anthoathecata; Hydractiniidae. The transcript is spliced from 10 exons. The record is from RefSeq and is a predicted model, not a curated record. The coding region runs from base 152 to 1369 and encodes 405 amino acids. Gene Ontology annotation, cellular component: cyclin A2-CDK2 complex; cytoplasm; nucleus. Gene Ontology annotation, molecular function: cyclin-dependent protein serine/threonine kinase regulator activity.
UAAUUGGUUGUCAAAGAAAACUGGAUCUAGCCGCGUUUACUUUAAAAAUCGUUAGCUGCGAUACGAGAUGUAAAUGAAAGAAAAGACGAGUACCUCAACAGGUUGAACACUGAGAAAGAAAUACUAAGAAAAUACUGCUUAAAGAAAGAAAAUGUCUAUUCAAAUAUACCAAGAUGCUGAAAAUGUAUUACCGGGACUACAAAACGGAAAGAAAAAUAAAAGGGAAGACAGCCGAUUAACAAGACAACAUGUUCCAAAACCAAGCAAAAGAACGGCUCUUGGGACCAUUAAUACAAAUGUUCAAGGCUGCAGAGUGCAACCAUCUCGAGCUGUGAAAGAAAAAUAUAAGACAACAACACAUAUACAAAAAACACAGGGAAAAAAUCUACAACAUCUUAAAAUACAUGAAGAUGUGAAACCUCCAAUAAAAGAACCAGUGGCACCGUUUAACGAAGCAUUGUCAUUAACAAAAGAUUCACCUAUGAUAUUGUCUCCAAUACCAUCGGACAGUUUUGAGGAACUUAAAUCGGAUGAAAUUAACAGUGCAAGUGUUAAUGACAUUGACUUAGAAGCAGAUGCCACAUUUGGAUUGCCCGAAUAUGCACAAGAUAUCCACAAUUACCUUAAAAAAGCUGAGAAAAAGCACAGACCGAAACAACACUAUAUUAAAAAGCAAGCGGAUAUCAAUGUGAAUAUGAGAGCAAUUUUGAUUGACUGGUUGGUAGAAGUUGCAGAAGAAUACAAACUCGUUCCCCAAACAUUGUACCUGACAGUUAAUUUCAUUGAUCGCUUUUUAUCUUGCAUGUCUGUGCUCAGAGGAAAGUUACAGCUUGUUGGUGCAGCUUGUAUGUUGGUGGCUGCAAAAUUUGAAGAAAUAUAUCCACCAGAAGUGGCAGAGUUUGUUUACAUCACAGAUGACACAUACACACCAAAACAGGUCUUGCGAAUGGAGCACCUUAUUUUGAAGACUCUGGCAUUCGAACUUAGUGUGCCAACCGCGAAAAAUUUUUUAGGUAGAUAUUUGCUUGCUGCUGGAGCCAAAAGUGAAAGUCAGAUGCAAUAUUUAGGGGAGUACUUGUGCGAACUAUCACUAAUAGAUUAUGACAUCUCUUUAAAAUACAUGCCAUCAGUCAUAGCAGCGUCAUCAGUUUGUGUUGCGAACUACACCUUAAAUACAGAAUGCUGGACGCCAACACUGGAGUUCUAUUCUGGAUAUCAAUUGCAGGAUCUGCAUAGUUGUAUUGUUGAUUUGCAUAAUUUGUUUCGAGCUGCUCCAAAAAGUCAACAACAGGCUGUACUGCAAAAAUACAAAUCUCCUAAAUUCGGUUGUGUAUCCCAAUUAGUUCCUGCAGCAAAUCCUUUGGUCUAGUGUUCUGUUAGUAUUUUUCUUGGCUUACACCACCACCAGCCGUGAAAUUUAUUUUAUCUUUUCAUACGAAUCAAACUUUUUUAUAGAAGUUUUAAUUUGUACAAAUUCGUGUAUUUAAGGUUUUACUUGUCUUUUAUACAGGAGUAUAUCAGAUAUGGAUGUGAUCAAUUAUGUACAUAUUUUUUUAAAAAAGUUUUAUGUCAAGUUUCCAAAUCUUCGAUUCGCUCCUAGCGCUAUCACGAUUUUAAAUUAUUUGCUUUUAUGUAUUGUGUAUAAAUAAGUUUUAUGAUACGAAUGUAUAUUCGUUUUGAUAUAAAUACGAAUGAACCAAAUA